GAGAACAAUAAAAGAAUUGAGAGAGAGAGAGAGAGAGAGAGAGAGAGAGAUAUGGAGGUGACAAAGGCGGUGAGAUAUUCAUCAGAAAAGGUUCAGGAUGAAGAGGAAGUGAUGCUUCCAGGGUUUAGAUUUUAUCCAACAGAUGAGGAGCUUGUUGGGUUUUAUCUAAAGAGGAAGGUGGAGAAGAGAGCCAUUCGUAUGGAACUCAUCAAACAGAUUGAUAUCUACAAAUAUGAUCCUUGGGAUCUCCCAAAAGCUAGCAGCGUGGGGGACAAUGAGUGCUACUUCUUUUGCAGAAGAGGAAGAAAAUAUAGGAACAGUGUAAGACCUAACAGAGUCACAGGUUCUGGAUUUUGGAAAGCCACUGGGAUUGACAAGCCUAUAAAUUCAGUUAAAGAUCCCCUCGAGUGCAUUGGCCUCAAGAAAUCAUUAGUCUACUACCGUGGGAGUGCUGGCAAAGGCACCAAAACUGAUUGGAUGAUGAAUGAGUUUCGCCUUCCUCCUAGUGGCCAUGGCAAAAAUGCCAAGUUCCUAAAGGCCAAAGUCGACGUUACACAAGAAGAAGCUGAGGUCUGGACACUCUGCCGAAUUUUCAAACGAAUCCCAUCUUAUAGAAAGUACACACCAGACUGCAAAGAAUCCACGACCAGACAAAACCCUACUGAUUCAAGUUCUAAAACAUGCAGCUUCGAAUCUGGGAUCUACUGCAGUGAGCUACACGUCGGUCUUGAAGAUUCGGUCUUUCAACGCAUUGAAAGAUCAAAACCAAUUCAUGUGGAUGAACAAGUUGACGAAACAAAUCACUGGCUUGGAGGGGAGUUGGACCCUAUCUAUGACCCAACUCCAUUUGCAACAACUUAUUCAAGCUUUUGGAACCCGGGCGACGGCGAUUUCUUUACUAAUGGAAACUGGGAUGAGCUGAGACCAGUGGUUCAGCUGGCUGUUGAUCCAUCGUCCCAAGUUUAUGACUGUAGAAUGUAGAUAGGCUAGGUAUACUUGGAGGGCUAGUGUGCACUUGGAAGCUUCGUUAAUUUCUUUCUGCUAUUCCUUUCCUUUCUUUCCUGUGGGCCUUUUUUUUUCGUCUCAUGGUACACAGUAGGUACAUGAACUUGGUUAUAUACUGUAAUAACAUUAUACCGACUGUCAUAUAAAUAAGGGGCGCUUUGAUAUAAGCACCUCAAAUUUGAUUAAA
Pyrus x bretschneideri (Chinese white pear) is the source of this 1192-nucleotide messenger RNA. Its product is annotated as transcription factor JUNGBRUNNEN 1-like. Gene Ontology annotation, biological process: regulation of DNA-templated transcription. NCBI's taxonomy places the organism in Eukaryota, Viridiplantae, Streptophyta, Magnoliopsida, Rosales, Rosaceae. Gene Ontology annotation, molecular function: DNA binding. The record is from RefSeq and is a predicted model, not a curated record. The coding region runs from base 52 to 981 and encodes 309 amino acids. The transcript is spliced from 3 exons.